Exserohilum turcica Et28A is the source of this 1241-nucleotide messenger RNA. RefSeq lists its product as uncharacterized. Gene Ontology annotation, biological process: small GTPase-mediated signal transduction. The transcript is spliced from 3 exons. Gene Ontology annotation, molecular function: GTPase activity; GTP binding. Lineage: Eukaryota; Fungi; Ascomycota; Dothideomycetes; Pleosporales; Pleosporaceae. The coding region runs from base 69 to 917 and encodes 282 amino acids. The record is from RefSeq and is a predicted model, not a curated record.
UAUUCAUAGUCUUUGUUUGUCCCCUUUCCGCGCCACCACCACCAGCUGAUCUGCUCUGCUCCCAGAUCAUGGCCGCCACCGCUUCCUCGCAAAACUACGACUAUCUCCGGCGCAAGCAGAGCACAAAGUCGCCCGUCUCGUCGACGCCGGCGCGCGGCCAUGCCCGCACCCCCAGUGAGCGCAACAGCAAUGGCACCGUCAGCUCUUACGGCACCACAAACACGCGCGACACAGCCAUCACCGAGCCCCCGGCCUACUCGAAGAAGCUGGUGGUCGUGGGCGACGGUGGCUGCGGAAAGACAUGUCUGUUGAUCAGCUACAGCUCGGGCAACUUCCCAGAGAAAUAUGUGCCCACCGUCUUCGAAAACUACAUCACCCACACGCCUCAUCCGCCCACCGGCAAGAUGGUCGAGCUGGCUCUGUGGGACACGGCCGGCCAGGAGGAAUACGACCGGCUGCGGCCCCUCUCGUACCCCGAGACAGACGUCAUAUUCGUCUGCUUUGCCAUUGACUGCCCAAACUCGCUCGAAAACGUCAUGGACAAGUGGUACCCCGAGGUGCUCCACUUCUGCCCAACCACACCGCUCAUGUUGCUUGGGCUGAAAUCCGACCUGCGCAACAAGAAGAACUGCAUCGAGCUGCUCAAGACACAAGGCCUGACGCCCGUCACCUCGGAGCAGGGCCGUGCCGUGGCCGACAAAAUGGGCGCCGUUUACAUGGAGUGCAGCAGUAAGGAGCAAGACGGUGUCGAGGAAAUCUUCGACAUGGCCGUCACCAUGGCCGUCGGCGAGGAGCAAAAGGAGGAGGAAGACAACCGCCAGAGCACAGCCACGUCGACAACAAGAGGGAACACAUCGCCAGCGUUCCCCACAGGGGGCGGUAAGAAGAAGAAGCGCAGCGGCUGCACCGUCUUGUAAACUUGGUAUCACGACGCUGGACGACACGAUCAAUAUGUUUUAAUGACCACACGCGGCUCACCUCCGCCACUGUCCUAGCAUGAUCGCUUCCUUGCACACUUGAUAGGGAGGCUUCUCAUCGACAUGGUCCGGGGGCGUUCUGGGUUUUCUUUGGCAUGACAAUGGGCAUAGCGAGUCCAAACGCCCACAUCAGCAUUUCCCUUUUUCUUGUAUCUGUAUUCGGUAUUUAGUAUAUGCGCAUAGCGAGAUUGUUUUUCUGCCUGCGCUGGAGAAGUGAAUGAAGCGCUUGAUUUUUUUUUGAAAGUCUUGAACUCUGCACCAAUC